Pollicipes pollicipes is the source of this 3639-nucleotide messenger RNA. RefSeq names its product FACT complex subunit SPT16. The transcript is spliced from 21 exons. The record is from RefSeq and is a predicted model, not a curated record. Bases 206 to 3502 code for a protein of 1098 amino acids. NCBI's taxonomy places the organism in Eukaryota, Metazoa, Arthropoda, Thecostraca, Pollicipedomorpha, Pollicipedidae. Gene Ontology annotation, biological process: transcription elongation by RNA polymerase II. Gene Ontology annotation, molecular function: nucleosome binding. Gene Ontology annotation, cellular component: FACT complex.
AGCGCAGCAGGGACAUCACGGUGUGCGCAUCGCGCUGGUGCGCUUCGUCUGCGGCCUGCUCCGCGUUUUUUGCGGGCUUUGAUGCAGAGAUCGCGUUGGCUGGUGUGUAAGGAGUCUUAAGAUCGUAAUUUGCACCACGGCUUAAUUUUAAUUCGGCAGUUACCCUUGCCCCGUUCAUUUGUGUCUCCAUCAAUCCACUUGCACGAUGAGUGCUUCCGUCGACAAAGAGGCGUUUUAUCGCCGUGCGAAGCGCAUUUACACCGGCUGGAAGAAUGUGAAGAACAGCGAGGAUGGCCUGGGCAAGAUGGACGCGCUGGUCUCGUCGGUCGGCGCUGACGAGGACGUCGUGUACAGCAAAUCGACGGCCACGCAGACCUGGCUGCUUGGCUACGAGCUCACCGACACGGUCAUGGUCAUGUGCGACCAGGCCAUCUUCUUCCUGGCCAGCAAGAAGAAGAUCGACUUUCUCAAGAAGCUGGAGAACAGCAAGGACGAAAACAACUCACUUCCGCCCGUCAAGCUGCUGAUUCGGGACAAGACGGACAAGGACAAAGCCAACUUUGCCAAGCUCAUAGCAGCCAUCAAGGAAAGCAAGAAAGGAAAAGUGGUCGGUGUCUACAGCAAGGAUAAAUUUCCUGGGGAAUUCAACGAAGGCUGGAGGGCGGCUUUGAAGGAAACAAACUUUGAAACGAUCGACGUCAGCGCCACCAUGGCGUUCAUCAUGUCGAUGAAGGAGGAGUCGGAGUUAAAGAUAAUCAAGCGCGCCUGUGACAUCACCACUGACGUGUUCGGCAAGUACCUGAAGGACCAGGUCAUGGAAAUCAUCGACGCCGACAAGAAGGUGCGUCACGCCAAGCUGGCGGAGGAGGUGGAGAAGGCGCUGACCAACAAGAAAUACAUCCCCAACAACGUGGACGUGAACCACGUGGAGACGUGUUACCCGGCCAUCAUCCAGAGCGGCGGCAACUACAACCUCAAGUUCUCCGUGGUCAGCGACAAGAAUGUGCUGCACUUCGGGGCCAUCAUCUGCUCACUGGGCGCGCGCUACAAGUCCUACUGCUCCAACAUCGUGCGCACGCUGAUGGUGAACCCCACGCAGCAAAUUCAGGACAACUACAGCUUCCUCGUCUCCGUGGAGGAGCAGCUGCUGGGCAAGCUGAUCCCCGGCAAGCGCAUCAAUGAGGCCUACGAGGAGACGGUCGGCUUCGUCAAGAAGGAGCGUCCCGCCCUGGUCGACAGGCUCACCAAAACUCUGGGCUUCGUCACCGGCAUCGAAUUCCGCGAGGGCUCGCUGGUCAUCAGUCCCAAAAACAACACGCCCAUGAAGAAGGGCAUGGUGUUCAACGUGGCCGUCGGUCUGGCUGACCUAACCAACGACGAAGCCGACGACGACAAGUUCAAGAAAUACAGCCUGUUCAUCGGCGACACGGUGGUGGUGCAGGAGACGGGCCCGGCCUCGGUGCUCACUGUCAGCAAGAAGAAGAUUAAGAACGUGGGCAUCUUCCUGAAGGACGAGGACGAGGAGGAGGAGGAGGAGCCGGCUCGGCCCGUGGAGGAGACCAAGCCCGAGAUGUUCGGCCGCGGCAAGCGCUCGGCUGUCAUCGAGAACAAACUCAGGCAAGACCAGACGGCAGAGGAGAAGCGCCGCUCUCACCAGAAGGAGCUGGCCGAGCAGCUGAACAAGGAGGCGCUGGAGCGCAUUGCCGAGGGCAAGGGCUUCAAGCAGGAGGAAAAGAAGAAGAAAAGCGAGAUAUCGUACCGCAAGCAGAGCGAGGUGCCGCGCGAGCCAGAGCUCAAGGAGAACAGAAUCUUUGUCGACAAGAAGUACGAGACGGUGAUCCUGCCGGUGUAUGGCAUACCCACGCCGUUCCACAUCGCCACCGUGAAGAACAUCUCACAGUCCGUGGAGGGCGACUACACGUACCUGCGCAUCAACUUCUUCUGCCCCGGCUCGUCGCUGGGCAAGGAGAACCUCUCCUACCCCAACCCGGAGGCCAUCUUUCUCAAAGAAGUCACAUUCCGCGCCACCAACAAGAAGGAGCCGGGCGAGCUGUCAGCGCCCUCCUCCAAUCUCAACACCGCCUUCCGCCUCAUCAAGGAGGUGCAGAAGAAGUUCAAGACCAGGGAGGCCGAGGAGAAGAUCAAGUCGGACCUGGUACAGCAAGACACGCUGAUCGUCUCAGCCAACAAGGGCAACCCCAAGCUGAAGGACCUGUACAUGAGGCCGACCAUCGUGCAGCGACGCAUGACCGGCUCUCUAGAGGCGCACUCAAACGGCUUCCGGUACACGUCAAUCCGCGGUGACAAGGUGGACGUCCUCUACAACAAUAUCCGGGCGGCCUUUUUCCAGCCGUGCGACCAGGAGAUGAUCAUCCUGCUCCACUUCCACCUGAAGAACGCCAUCAUGUUCGGCAAGAAGAAGCAGCUGGACGUGCAGUUCUACACGGAGGUGGGCGAGAUCACUACCGACCUGGGCAAGCACCAGCACAUGCACGACCGCGACGACAUGGCCGCCGAGCAGGCCGAGCGGGAGCUGCGUCACAAGCUCAAGUCCGCCUUCAAAAACUUCACGGAGAAGGUGGAGGCCAUGACCAAGGGCAAGGUCGACUUCGACACGCCGUUCCGUGACCUGGGCUUCUUCGGCGCGCCGUUUCGCUCCACGGUGAUGCUCCAGCCGACAUCCGGCGCCCUGGUCUCCCUCAUCGACUGGCCGCCGUUCGUCAUCAUCCUGGACAGCAUCGAACUGGUGCACUUUGAGCGUGUCCAGUUCCACCUGAAGAGCUUCGACAUCGUCUUCGUCUUCAAGGACUACACGAAGAAGACAGCACACAUCAACUCAGUGCCCAUGAACCAGUUGGACCAUGUCAAGGACUGGCUUAACUCGUGCGACAUUCGCUACACGGAGGGCGUGCAGUCGCUCAACUGGGCCAAGAUCAUGAAGACGAUCGUGGACGACCCGGAGGGCUUCUUCGAGGACGGCGGCUGGAGCUUCCUCGACCCCGAGUCGGGCAGCGAGAGAGAGGACGAGGACGCCGAGGAGGAGGAGGACGAGUUCAAGCCGAGCGAGGGCGAGGGCGACUCGGGCGAGGAGUCCGAGUACAGCGAUGAGGACUCGGAGUCGGAGUACUCGGAAGACAUGUCCGAGUCGGCUGGAUCGGACGCGGAGGGCUCGGAAGAAGAGUCUGGCAAGGACUGGUCCGAGCUGGAGGAGGAGGCACGCGAGGCUGACAAGGAACGCAGCGAGUUCCAGGACGAGUAUACCUCCAAGAAGAAGGGGGCCAUGCCGAGUAAGGACCGAGGCCGGCACAGCCACCACUCGUCCAGCAAGCACAAGUCACCGAGCAAGCACAAGUCGCCCAGCAAGCACAAGUCGCCCAGCAAGUCCAAGUCACCCAGCAAGUCGGGGAGCUCCAAACAGAAAUCACCUUCCAAGAGCUCAAGCAGCAAGCGGAGCCGUGACGACAGCGGAGACCGCCACAAGUCGAAGAAGGCCAGGCGAUGAGCUGGCGCCGACCGCCGACAGACCGGCGGGCGGUGACGCCGGCCGCAGGACGACCCCAGACGUGGCUGCCCCGACAGCGGACGCUGCCGGACGCCGCGCCGCGCCGUCAGGGACCGCCACCUGCGGGGCGGGCGCCA